This is a messenger RNA of Syngnathus typhle (broad-nosed pipefish), 2647 nucleotides long. Its product is annotated as intraflagellar transport protein 88 homolog. The coding region runs from base 220 to 2631 and encodes 803 amino acids. Gene Ontology annotation, biological process: inner ear receptor cell stereocilium organization; kidney development; non-motile cilium assembly. Gene Ontology annotation, molecular function: kinesin binding. Gene Ontology annotation, cellular component: non-motile cilium; ciliary basal body; centriole. The record is from RefSeq and is a predicted model, not a curated record. NCBI's taxonomy places the organism in Eukaryota, Metazoa, Chordata, Actinopteri, Syngnathiformes, Syngnathidae. The transcript has 23 exons.
GGACAAGCUGUACUAUCCACAUUACUGGACUGUGCAUAUUUUCACCUUGGCGUUCACGUGUUCACUUGCAUCACUAAGGCUCAUGUGACAUCACAGAAACUGCAAACUGAUGACAUCAUAAAGACGGACAUGCUUCCUCUGAUUGACUAGUAUUAUAUUAGUGUUAAUGGCUCAGAACACCGUUGUCUGCUUCAUUAAAAUCACUUAAAAGAGACACAAAUGAACAAUCGGCAUUUGAGUGUCAAGGAGGACGACCUCUAUUCGGGCUACAACGACUAUAAUCCACUUUUUGACUGCAAGGAGUUAGAAAACGAUGCCAGCUUCCAAGACGCAACCAAGAGCAAUCAGGGAAAAAGAAUACAUUUACAACCAUGUCGUACUCCCAUGCCAUCAGUAAGUCGACCAAUGACGGCAGCUGUGCAGAGUGGAGCAGCUCGCCCCAUGUCUGCAAUAAGUGCUGCAGGUUAUUCGUCCUCUCCCACACGAUCAUGCUCAAACUUUGAUCCUCUGGGCCAGUGUAGAGGCCCUGCACCCCCACUGGAAGAAAAGAAAGACGACACGCCGGAGGAGAAGAUCAAGCUCUUGGAGAAGAACGUGAACGACUUGAUCACAGAGAGCUGCAUGGCGCAAAGCAUGGGCAACUCGCAACUGGCUUUGGAGAAGGCCAGAGAGGCCGGAAGGAAGGAGAGAGCGCUGGGGAGACAAAGGGAACAGUCUGGAAACGCCGAGCAAAUCAAUGUGGAUCUCACCUACGCCGUGCUGCUCAACCUGGCUAACCAGUAUGAAAACAAUGAGAUGUACCCAGAGGCCCUGAACAGCUACCAAGUCAUCAUUAAGGACAAAAUGUUUGCUAACGCAGGGCGUUUGAAAGUGAACAUGGCCAACAUCUGGGUGAAGCAGAAGAACUACCCCAAGGCCAUCAAGCUGUACCGCAUGGCGCUGGACCACAUCUCGGACGACUACAAAGAGAUGAGGAUCAAGAUCAUGCAGAACAUCGGCACCGUCUUCGUGCUGCUGGGCAAGUACUCGGACGCCGUGGCGUCCUUCGAGCAGAUCAUGAGCAAGAGCGCCAACAUCAGGACCGCCUACAACCUGGUCCUCUGCUACUACGCCAUCCGCGACGCAGACGGCAUGAGGAACGCCUUCCACAAGCUCCUCGCCAUCCCACUCCGCGUGCAGCACGAAGACAAGUACAUCGCAGCUACGGACGACAUCAAAUCCAACAUGUUGUUGGAAGUCAUCAAGAACGACAAGCUGCACAAAAUGGAGAGAGACUUGAAAGCUCGCGCCGACAACUACGUAAUGACCUCUGCCAAGCUCAUCGCUUCGGCUAUCGAGGCUUCUUUUGCAGCUGGAUUUGACUGGUGCGUCGACUCGGUGAAGAACUCCCCUUAUGCGGAGCUAGCCAAUGACCUCCAGUUGAAAAAGGCCAUGACCUUCUUCAGACAGAUGCAAUUUGACCAGGCCAUGAAAAUUCUGAAGGAAGUUGCCAAGCAGGACAGCAGAGUCAAAAGCGCUGCAGCCAACAACCUCUCCAGCCUCUUCAUCCUGGAGAAGGACUACAAGCAGGCCGAGCACUACGCCGACCUGGCCAUGAAUGCGGAUCGCUACAACCCGGGAGCCUUCGUAUGCAAAGGCAACACGGAGUUCGUCAAGCAGGACUACGCCAAAGCGGCAGAGUUCUUCAAAGAGGCGCUGAGGAACGACUCCUCCUGCACCGAGGCCCUCCGCAACCUGGGUCUCACGUACAAGAAGCUGAAUCGUCUGGAGGAUGCGCUGGACUGCUUCUUGAAGCUUCACACCAUCCUCAGGGACAGCGCCGAGGUCAUGUAUCAGCUGGCUGACACCUACGAGCUCCUGGAGGACCCCCACCAGGCGGUGGAGUGGCUGAUGCAGGUGAUCAGCGUGGUCCCCAACGACCCCAAGGCUCUGGCCAAGCUGGGCGAUCUGCACGACCAGGAGGGGGACAAGUCGCAGGCCUUGCAUUACUACUGUGAGUCCUUCAGGCUGUUCCCCUGCAACAUGGAGGUGAUCGAGUGGCUGGCGGCCUAUUAUGUGCAGACGCAGCUGUACGAGAAGGCCAUCCACUACUUUGAAAGAGCCAUCCUCAUGCAACCAAGUGAGGUGCGGUGGCAGCUGAUGGUGGCCAGCUGUCAGAGGAGAAGCGGAAACAGUCAGAAAGCUCUCGAAACCUGCAAGGAAAUACACCGCAAGUUCCCGGAAGAUUUGCAAUGUCUCCGCUUCCUGGUGCGGCUGUGCCAGGACAUGGGCCUCAAGGAAGUCCACGAUUACACCAGCAAACUCAAGAAGGUGGAGAAGAUGAAGGAGCUCAGAGAGCAGAGAGCCAAAGCGGACCGAGAAGGAAGUACAAGAAAUAGAAGAACAGACAGUACAGACGCCACGACUACUGACGGUGUUCCCAAAGGGGAACGUGGGGUUGGGCCUGUGACGUCACUUCCCGCUUCCGGCGAGCCUUUUGAGACGAGCGGCAGCCCCAAAGAAUUGGAUGCGUCUUAUGCGGACCCACUGGGCCCCCUUGCCAACCAGCCCAGGACCGGAGGAGUGAAGAAGCGGGUGGAAGACGACGUCUUUCCCGGAGAGGACGUCGGAGACGAGCUACUGCCCGAUUAGAAAAGCACAUCAUUGU